CGCUACCAACAAGAUGGCGUCGGAAGAGGCGAUUCAAACGAGUCUAGUGCAGAAUCUCGGCCUCCAGCGGCACGUGAACUGUCUCACCGACGAUAACCGCACCACCAGGCGGAGAGCGCUGGACUCCCUGCGGAAGGAGACCGUCGACAAGAAGCUGGAGCCCGCGGUGCUGCAGGGAGUCUUCGUUGAAAUUCUGAAACCGGUUUUAAAGAGUUUCUCUGAUCCUGUGGAGAAAUGUCGAGAACUGGCCAUCCAGCUGGUGGACGCUUUCCUCUCCACCGUUCCCGACCCCCCAGAAACCCUGCCCUACAUCCUCCCCACCCUGGUGCAGCGUCUGGGACAGAAGGACAUCACCGAGCCGUCCGAGGAGCUCCGGCUCAUGCUCGUGGAGACCCUGACGCGAAUCAUUGACCUCACGGGGCAGGAGCUGGCAGUGUAUCUUGAUGAUUUGGUGAAGAUCCUACAGCGUACGAUCGUGGACCCUUUCCCGGACGUGAAGAAGGAGAGCUGUCGGUGCGCAGCGAAGGUUGCGGUGAAGAUUCCGCAGCACUUCCACAUGCAGUCGGAGUCGCUGGUGAAACCUCUGCUCGUGACGAUCUCACACCAGCACUCUAAAGUCAGGGUCGCCGCCAUCAAGGCUAUCCACACAUGUAUACAGCAUGGGAACAACAAGAAUGUAGAAGACGUGGUGUCUCACCUGGCCCAGCGACUGUUUGAUGACUCAGCGAGCGUGCGGAUGGCGGUGACAGAGCUGUCAGGUGGCUGGUUGCUGGACCUGCCAGACAGAUACUCCUUCCACCACAAACUCAUCCCACUCUUACUGAGUUCAGUCAGUGAUGAUGUCCCAGAGAUUACAGACCGUGCCAUGCAGCUAUGGAGGGAGGUGGGAAAUAAGUACCAACAGGAGAAUGAAGAUGAACUGAAGGACAAGAUAGACUUUACCUACUCUAAAAUAGCCCACUUUCCUGAAGGAGAAGAGAGACCAAACCUGGGCUGCAGAACGCUGAUCUUCCGUAACCUGUCCAAGAUCCUGCCCGCAUGCCUGCGCGAGCUGGGAGACUGGGUGGUCAGCACCAGGGUGAAGGCGGCCUCCCUCCUGUACACACUCCUGCUCAACUCUGAGGACUACACCACCAUGCACAUGGAGCCGCUACUGGCUGGGCUGUAUAAGGCUUGUGCUGAUGAGGAAAAACAAGUCAGGAAUAAGGUUAUCAAGUCAGCAGAACUGGUGGGGUGUUUUGUGGAGCCAGAGAUCUACUGUCAGCUGAUCCUGCCUGCCCUGGAGAGACAGCCGGGUGCUAACAUUCUCAUGGUGCUGGCAGCCAUCGUCAGGGACUGUCGUCAGGAGCACAUCAGGACACACCUACAGGCCGUGUGUCACACCCUGGCACUGCCUGAUGUCUGCAGAGCAGAAGAACCCCAGUAUCAGCACCAGCUGCUGUCCUGUGUACAGGCCAUCCUGACUGUCAGUCAGCAGGAGACAGCACCGUACAGCCUGCAGCUGUUCACUGUGCUGGUCAGCACCAUGGCUCUCUGUAGGGAUGGUGCAGUCAUGGAACAGGUCCAGACCACCCUGCAGCAGCUUGCAGAUGUCCAGGCGCUGUCAGGUGUGCAGCAGCUGUACACCAGUCACACACAGCAGGUGCUCCAGAUGCUGCAACCCUCACACGCACACUGGACCACACUGUCACCAGAACGGAUCAUCUUUGACACUCUAUUAUUACAAGCAGGUCCAGUUGUUGGAGACCUUCUUCCAGAGAUAGUUCCUAUCAUGGAGACCAACGUCCAUCCAGACAAGGACCACGAACUACGGCUCAAGUUCUUCACACUCUUGUCUAAACUACUCAUCAAUGCAGAGAAGACGGUAAACGCGUCAGGACAAUUUGGAGAGUUUGCCCUGGGCGUGGUACAGAGGAUGAUCCUGGUGAACUGUGUGUGGCAGGCGGGGAGGACAGCCGGCGCCAUCCGUACCAUCGCUGUGUCCAGUCUGUGGGCACUGCUGAAGAGCGGACUGCUGUCUGUACAACAGGCGAACACCAUCAUAGAUGACAUGCUGACCCAGCUGGUCACACUACUGGAUGACGACGUCCAGUCCACACGACUCAUCACCUGCCGCGUGCUCAACCACCUGCUCAACCUCUGCGGCACAACCUUCCACCCUGACAGACUCAACAAGGUGUAUCCAGAGCUUCUCAAACGACUGGAUGACAACAGCGAUGAGAUUCGCGUGGCCGUGGCAAAGACGUUCUCCACGUUUUUCCCGUGCAUCGGUGACGACUACGACAGGACGCUGUACAAAGCACAUCUAGAGUUCAUGUUCAAGGGGCUGCUGGUCCAUUUGGAUGAUACAGAUGAAAGAAUACAAGAGAACAUGUUGGGUGUGUUGAAACAGGCUGCAAGAAUACAUCCCUCCCUCAUGCAGCAAGAAAUCACUGCAGUCAAACAUAAACACAGGACCCCCAAGUACUGCGACCAACUACUGCAGCACAUACAGGCACUGCCUAAUGAUACUCAGGACAGCUAAGUGGUGGGAAAGAACAGUCCCUCCAGUGCAGGCACUCAAUUUGUUAUAGCAUUGAGCACCCAAGUGGUCCUUCCAAUAAAUGUUGAUCAGCAUUUGAAAACUAGAUUUAACACUUUGAAAUUUCCUUUUGUAUACAUAUACAAAAUGUAUAUACACUUGAAUUUGUACUUUAAUUGGUACAAAAUAUUGGGUAUUCACAAAGUGCUCCUUGCUCCAAUAACAAAAACUUUGAUAAUCAUAUACUUGGAGAUAGAGGUGUACGAUAGAGGACUUUUAUUUUGUAUUGCAGUUAUAGUUAGAACGUACAUGGAAUAAUGAUGUUGUCAUUUGCAAGGUUUUUCCCCAUUUGCUUGAAAUAAAUUCAUUCUUACAAU
Molecule: messenger RNA, 2898 nt
Organism: Branchiostoma belcheri (Belcher's lancelet)
Lineage: Eukaryota; Metazoa; Chordata; Leptocardii; Amphioxiformes; Branchiostomatidae
Product: dynein assembly factor 5, axonemal-like
Exons: 13
Coding region: 14-2524 (836 amino acids)
Biological process (GO): cilium movement; outer dynein arm assembly; inner dynein arm assembly
Cellular component (GO): cytoplasm
Molecular function (GO): dynein intermediate chain binding
Source: RefSeq, a predicted model, not a curated record